AUGGAUAUUUACACCCGCAUUCGGACAAGCAUAACGUCCUGGAAAAAUGACACACCCCUCCCAACCAACCUACCAGCAGAACCAAAAUUCCAGUCUUGGCACCACUUCAAUGCUACCUCCCAGCAGUGGGAACCAGUGAGCGCGAAUGAAAAAGCAAAGCCACCCUGCACCGAUGAUACCACAUCAUCCGAUCUAACGCUCUUGACCUGGAACAUCGACGCACUAUCCGCGGGGACGCAAGAACGCGUCCCGGAAAUUCUGAAAUUCAUCAACCAACUAGCAUCCAAGCCAGACAUCAUAUUCCUGCAAGAAGUUUCCCAGCAAGCCUUGCAACUAAUUCUGAGCGAUGAACGUAUCCGUGAAUCAUGGUUCUCAAGCGAGCACGAGAACACGCCAUGCAGACACCCAUUCACGACAAUGACCCUAGUAUCCAAGACACGCUUUGGAUCCCGACAUUCCUCCGAGAUAAGUGAGUAUGCACUAGGACCUGUUUGGAGGGUAGCAUUCCCUAGUCACUUCGGAAGAGAUGUACUCUUUUGCGAUCUCUUCGUUCCUUCAUCUACAGACACUUCUACCACGCGAGUACGGUUUGCAAACGUCCAUCUGGAUUCCCUGCCUAUCAGGCCCUCCCAUCGGCCCCAGCAACUCUCUAUUGUUUCUUCUUUUCUGCGUAGUACGGGUUGUGGGCUUGUUGCUGGUGAUUUCAACCCGGUUCUGGAUGAAGAUGCUGUUCUCAUUGAGAAUAAUGGACUUACGGAUGCGUGGAUGGCACUUCGUCCGGCAGAUCCGGGGUAUACUUGGGGUGCGGAUGGGAAGCAGCGGUUUCCGCCGAAUCGGAUGGAUAGAGUCGCGAUGAUUGGUCUCAAAGCGAGAGAAAUUGAAGUAUUUGAGCCUGGACGGGUGGGGGAGUUGGAUGGCGGACAGGGUACGGAAAGGGACGCGGAUAUACCCGAGUCUGAGCAGACUGAGCCCGCAGCAGCCAUGCCGUGGAGUGAUCACCAUGCUUUGCUUUGCUCUUUUCGAGUUGGAAAGUGA
Penicillium vulpinum is the source of this 1035-nucleotide messenger RNA. RefSeq names its product endonuclease/exonuclease/phosphatase family protein. NCBI's taxonomy places the organism in Eukaryota, Fungi, Ascomycota, Eurotiomycetes, Eurotiales, Aspergillaceae. Gene Ontology annotation, cellular component: cytoplasm; PML body. Gene Ontology annotation, molecular function: 5'-tyrosyl-DNA phosphodiesterase activity; single-stranded DNA binding. The coding region runs from base 1 to 1035 and encodes 344 amino acids. The transcript has a single exon. The record is from RefSeq and is a predicted model, not a curated record. Gene Ontology annotation, biological process: double-strand break repair.